AGGAACCAUCAUACACCCCGUGCGUGGAUUAUGGUUUGAUACAAUGUACGGCAAUUUGUUGAAAGUGGAUGCAUACGGAAACAUUCUAAUUUGUGUGCACGGCUUUGAGUUUUUAAAGCAUUCCCAAGUGUAUGAAGUGUAUCCGAACAAAUUUCUACAAUUGGAUGAGUCUCGAGUGUAUGUCUUAAACACAUUGUUCAAUCUGCCGGAAACUUAUCUUCUGGCGUGUCUCGUGGAUUUCUUUACAAAUUCGCCGGAAUACAUUCGUGAGAAGACAGGCGUGCGAGCUGGUUGCCUAUUCAUGUCGUUUCAGUCAAUUUUCCAGGAUGUCCGUAGUGCCAUGGACUAUGUUCACAUUCACGGUGAUCUGAAGGCGAAAACAACUCAAAACUUGGAUGAAUAUGUGAAAAAGGAUCCACGCCUACCAAUGGUUCUGUCGCGUAUCCGAGAGUCUGGCGCCAAAGUUUUUCUCCUCACAAACAGCGAAUUUAAUUUUACCAACAAAAUAAUGACAUACUUGAUGGACUUUCCGCACGGAGCUAAGCCAGACGAACCGCAUCGACACUGGACCACUUAUUUCGAUAUUAUUGUUGUGGAUGCACGGAAACCGUUGUUUUUCGGCGAGGGCACCAUUUUGAGACAGGUGGAUUCAACAACAGGAGCAUUGCGUGUCGGUACACACAUGGGUCCGCUGGAACAGGGUCAGGUUUACUCGGGCGGUUCAUGUGAUGUGUUCACACAAUUGUUGGGUGCUAAAGGCAAAGACGUUCUGUAUGUUGGCGAUCAUAUUUUCGGUGAUAUUUUGAAGAGCAAGAAAAUACGCGGCUGGAGAACAUUUUUGAUCGUACCCGAACUGGUUCAAGAAUUACACGUAUGGACGGACAAAUGUCAAUUGUUUGCGGAGCUGCAAAAUUUGGACGUUAGUUUGGGCGAUAUGUACAAAAAUUUAGACUCAAGUACUCAUGAAAAACCGGACAUAUCAAAGUUACGAGCUUCUAUUAGAGAUGUUACACACAAAAUGGAUCUUGCCUACGGCAUGAUGGGAUCGUUAUUUCGUUCUGGUUCUCGUCAAACUUUCUUUUCUAGUCAGGUGGUCAGAUACGCUGAUUUGUAUGCCGCAACGUUUCUCAAUCUUAUUUAUUAUCCGUUUUCGUACAUGUUCCGAGCGCCAGCCAUGCUUUUGCCUCACGAAUCAACUGUAGCCCACGAACAGCGAUUCAUUAUGGACGCUCCGAUGAUAUCACGAACAAGAUCACGCAUGGGAUUGGGAUCGUUGAGCACCAUGGAUUCCAUACAGAAAGUGGACGAUAUUAAGGAUGUUCAGACCAAUUCAGUGCCUCAUACUCGUCCCGAAACACCGCGAUCUGUUACACAUAAUCACGAUGAAGAUUGUUCGGAUGAGGAGAGCGAUCCGAUCAAAGUGGAAGAAGAGGAGUGAUUACUAUUUGCACAACGAAUGCUGCUGCUGCCGCUAUACGCUUAGAAUAUUUUCUUUUUCUCUUUCAUUUCAAUAAAAUUUAUCGAAGCAACAAAUUAACAAAUUGAAACAUACACACCCGCGCGCGCGUUUAUUAUCCAAUAAUAAUUUGUCAAACGUACGUUAAUUAGCAAUACAGAGUUGUGUGCACAUUAUUCUAUUAUAUUGAAGCAUGUCGGAAGUGCAUCGUUCGUUUUACUUUCUAAGUUGUGUAGCCUAAUCAAGAAGAAAACAACAAAUUCAAUUGCGCGGCUAGAAUUUAUUUUUUAUUUUUUAAGAAUUGAUUGUAUCUCCAAAAAGCAAUGUCUAUAAUCCAUUUAUGAAUUCGCAGUUAGUAGCACAAGAAGCAAUAAUUUACCAGUAAAAAAAAUCAAAAAAAAGAAACAAAAAAAAUAUUAGAAAAUUCGUUUAGUGUCAAUUCAAUUAGUCAUCGAAUGAAACGAAUCAAAUAAUACAAUAAUUUACAGGUUGUCCUCAUAAUGGAUAUUAUGUUACGAAUUGUGAAUGUAGUGAAGUAAAAUAAAUUAAAAUUAAAA
Messenger RNA from Bradysia coprophila, 2013 nucleotides. RefSeq names its product cytosolic purine 5'-nucleotidase-like. Gene Ontology annotation, molecular function: 5'-nucleotidase activity. The record is from RefSeq and is a predicted model, not a curated record. NCBI's taxonomy places the organism in Eukaryota, Metazoa, Arthropoda, Insecta, Diptera, Sciaridae.